CGGUCGCGGGGCCGCCCCCAUGGCUUACGUAACGUCCCCCCUUAUUAGAAAGUGAAAUAAAAGUGAAAUGUGAAAAGCAACAUGGCGCUCAGAUGCACCUAACCGUGGUGAUUUCGUCUGGAUGUGUGUGAGAUCGCGUGUUGUGAAGGGGGCUUUCAUGUCUCUGGGGCGGCGAAAGUGAUGGUAGAGGCCCCAGUGGCGUUAGUUUCGAGAAAUGGCGGAUCAACCGGGCCAAACCAUCGAGUACCAAUGGGCCUAUUCCAUAAUGGACUCGAGUCGGGUGUCCACCUUUUUGAUCUCCAUGCUCCUCAUCGUCUACGGCUCCUUCCGGAGCCUCAACAUGGAGCAGGAGGCCAGGGACCGGGCCAACGGGGGCCCCAGCGGGAACUGCCUCCUGAACCCGGCCCAGCAGUCCCAGACUGACAACAACGUGCAGACGCUGGACACCAUGCAAGCCCUGUGCCUGCCCCUGGGGGCCAGCAUCUCGCUCCUGGUCAUGUUCUUCUUCUUCGACUCGAUGCAGAUGCUUUUUGCCAUCUGCACUGCAAUCAUAGCCACCGUUGCCCUUGCGUUUCUUCUACUACCAAUGUGUCAAUAUAUCAUAAGGCCGUGCUCGGAUGGUAAUAAAAUCUCUUUUGGGAUGUGUGGGAGGUUCACGGCAGCGGAGCUCCUCUCCUUUUCAUUGUCGGUGUUCAUCGUGUGCAUCUGGGUGCUCACCGGGCACUGGCUGCUCAUGGACGCCAUGGGAAUGGGCCUGUGCGUGGCCUUCAUCGCCUUCGUCCGUCUGCCGAGCCUCAAAGUCUCAACGCUCCUCCUCACCGGCCUCCUCAUCUACGACGUCUUCUGGGUGUUUUUCUCUUCGUACAUUUUCAGCACAAAUGUGAUGGUGAAAGUGGCGACGCGUCCGGCGGAGAACCCCGUAGGACUCGUUGCGCGUAAACUCCACAUCGGGGGCGUUGCCAAAGAGGCCCCCAAGCUAAGUCUGCCGGGUAAACUCGUGUUUCCCAGUAUCCACAACAGUGGGCAUUUCAGUAUGUUAGGUUUAGGUGAUAUCGUGAUGCCGGGUUUAUUGUUGUGUUUUGUGUUACGAUACGAUGCUUAUAAGAAGAGUCAAGGGUUGGCGGGCUCGCGAUUGACGUACUUCCAUUGCUCGCUACUGGGGUACUUUUUGGGGCUGCUGACCGCCACCGUCAGCUCGGAGGUGUUCAAGGCGGCGCAGCCGGCGUUGUUGUAUUUAGUUCCGUUCACUUUAUUGCCUCUACUCACCAUGGCGUAUCUAAAGGGCGAUUUAAGACGCAUGUGGUCCGAACCGUUCAAAUCUCUGACCGUUUCAAAGCAUCUGCAAGAUGUGUGAUAGACUGUUUUUGUUAAACUUAAUUCGUAGAUUUAAACCAAGUGUUACUACUAACAUAGUGAGUGGAUGCCUGUGCAUUUAAUGAACAAAUUAAACGAAUUUUCAGUACAUGUUAAGGAACAAAAUGUAUAGCUAUAUCGUCAAUUUCAGACAAAUGAUAUUAUCAAUCGUUAGGAAUAAUUUCAAGGGCAAUUUCGACGUAUCCCACACUCUAACUCACCUCCGGAAUUGCCGUCACGUAAUUAAGUCAGUAUUUUUUUGUUUUGUUUGGGGAAACGAAGGAACAAAUUCUUUUUCUGUGAUAACUCCUACUUACAUGACUUAACUACUUCACUUUUCCUACUUUUUGUGCAAUUGAACGAAUUCGGCGGUUUGUAAAUAACUUGUGAUUUUUUUAAGUUUAAGUCUCAUCCACGUGUACCUUUUUUAUCGUAUAGGUUGCUUUAAGAGGAAUAAAAACCGAUAGAAAAGUAGGUUUAGUUUAGUAUUUUGUGUUAUUGUUUUAUAUAAAAAAAAGUAUAAAUUGGAAUAAACACUC
This is a messenger RNA of Tribolium castaneum (red flour beetle), 1892 nucleotides long. RefSeq names its product Signal peptide peptidase-like (gene SppL). The transcript is spliced from 6 exons. The record is from RefSeq and is a predicted model, not a curated record. Bases 215 to 1354 code for a protein of 379 amino acids. Gene Ontology annotation, biological process: membrane protein proteolysis. Gene Ontology annotation, molecular function: aspartic endopeptidase activity, intramembrane cleaving. Gene Ontology annotation, cellular component: cytoplasmic side of endoplasmic reticulum membrane; lumenal side of endoplasmic reticulum membrane; Golgi-associated vesicle membrane. Lineage: Eukaryota; Metazoa; Arthropoda; Insecta; Coleoptera; Tenebrionidae.